Scomber japonicus (chub mackerel) is the source of this 2081-nucleotide messenger RNA. RefSeq names its product FA complementation group G (gene fancg). Gene Ontology annotation, cellular component: Fanconi anaemia nuclear complex. Bases 46 to 1920 code for a protein of 624 amino acids. NCBI's taxonomy places the organism in Eukaryota, Metazoa, Chordata, Actinopteri, Scombriformes, Scombridae. Gene Ontology annotation, molecular function: protein binding. The transcript has 14 exons. The record is from RefSeq and is a predicted model, not a curated record. Gene Ontology annotation, biological process: interstrand cross-link repair.
GGAAAAUUUAAAUAAAUAAACACUGUUACUCAAAAUAUCAAUAUAAUGUCUGAUAACGUGUAUAAACCAACUAAUUUAUUGGAUAGAUGGAUUCAGGAAAACAACGAGUUGGUGAAUAAAUGGAAGCAGCAAGAAGGAAGAGGAGAUACCUUGAGUCCAGACCAGAACCAGAGCCGUAGAUGGUGGUCUUCUGAGUUCCACAAACUUUUAAGAAAAAUCCAAGGUGUUCCUCCUCUUGCAGACAUGCAGAUAGAGCUGUCAGUGGUGUACAAUGCCUGUUUGUACUCUAUCGCUCUGUCUCAGGCUUCAGAAGCUGAGCUACUCCUCACACAAACCACAGAAAGAGUUCUACAGAUGACUGGAGAUGACCCCAUGGCUUCAGACACCCCUGUAUUUUGGAGAAUUGUUCUCAAAUCAGUGGAAAACACAGCUUUGAAUGCCAGUGUACUGCACCUUUUCUGCCUGCAGUGGGCAAUCUGGCUGACAACCUGCAGGCUGAAAACUAUACAAGAAUUUCAGGAGGAGCUGUCCUGUCUGUUUGAGAAAAUUUCUGCUGGAGUUGGGGAUGACAUGACAAGUGAGGCGAGGGGAAGGUCUUCUAACGCUUCACUAUUGGUGAUGGACCCAAUAAGACUUAUUGAAUUAUUGCAGAUCUGCACCUUUAUUGUCCAAGGUGCAGAGAGGCUGAAUGAGGGUCGGAGUUCAGAAGCACUGACUGAUCUGCAGACAGCUUCCUCCCUGCCAGCUCCCAGAUCUCUAUUAGCAUACUCACAUCUCCUGUCAGGCUCCUGCCUUGCCCAUAUGAGCUGCCCUCAGAUGGCAUUGCAGUGUUUCAGGAAGGCGCUGGAGACGGAUUCACGCUGCAUAUGUGCUCUUUACAAGAGCAUGCUCAUCUACAGACAGCUGGAGAACACACAGGCUGAGAUACAAGCUCUUCGUUUGCUGCAUUCAACAUUGAUGUUGCCCUCUGCCACAGAGCCCAUUGUAGCCGAUACUCAUCUCUUAUCCCCGUCCUUACUACUUCGGAGCCAAUCUGUGAGCAAUCUGCUCUUUGUCCCCUCUGCCCUCUCUGUCCUCCACAGUUUGGCUCUGAAGUGCGUGCUCCAUGGGAGGGUGUCAGACAGUGUGGAGUAUUAUCUGGACUUGCUGGCUGUUCUUCACUCAGAACAUCAACACGAAGUGUAUGCUGAGGUGCCUUCUCUCCCUAGGUUACCUGAGCUCUACCUGGAAGCCGGUGCUGCCUUGCUCAUGGCCCGACGUCCUGUGGAUUGCGUGGCGCUGUGCGAUGAAGUCAUCAGCACAACACUGGAGCUGCUGCCAAAGAAGGUGGUGUUGGAAGAGCUGGAGGAGAAGAGUGAGGCAGUGACCGGGGCAGUGUGUGCUGGGGAUAAAGAAAGGGUGGCGAUGCUGCUCUGGACUGGUGCUGCUUACCUCCUCCAGGGUCACUGCCACACUCACACGAAGGACUGGAAACAAGCUGUAACUUAUUACACAAGGUGUAUCAACCUGCUGGUGAAUGUGCGCUUUAAAAAGAAAGGGUUCCAACCACAGAUUCCCAGUGCCGACAUGGUUGACAGACAGAGAACAGAUCUGUGUAUCCUGCAGAGGCUGAAGGGGCUUUCAUUAGCUGGUAGAGGGGUCAGCUUCACCCAGACAGACACACUCAAAGAGGCACUGAGAGACUUACAGCUCAGCCUGCAGGCAUUCCCAGAGUGUGUGGCUGCAGGGUUGUGGUGUGGUGAAGUCCUGUGGAGGCUUGGCAGGAGACGGGAGGCAGCUGCCUGCUGGGAAAAGACCUGGAGUUUCACCACACAAUCCACUGCAGAAAUUGUUCCUGUGUACUUGCAGGAACCCCAGUCUGGCCCCUCGUUGGACUCCACAGAGCUCCACAACAGAAUACAGGAACUUGGUCCUCCCUAGUGCGCCUGGAGAGGUAGAAAAGAAGAAUACCCUAUCACUUACAGAACGAGAUCGACUUUCUCAUGCCUGUGAGCUAAAACCUGUACCCACAACAAACGUGUUUGCUGGGAUAGCAAAGUAAAGCAUCUUGAAUUGUAAUUUAAAGAUGAAGAAUGAACACG